AUGGCACUACCUGUUGGCCAUGGCACAGCUCCAUCUGGAGCAGAUGCUGCAGGCGUCCAGCAUCCAGCGACCGUCCCUCCUGGUGGUUUGCAGCCCCUUGCUGAGGAAGCAGAGCCUGCAGACCAGGGCAAGGUGGAGGGAACUGUCAAGAGUAAACCUGGAGACCCUGCAGUAGCAAGAGAUGGACAGGAGCUGUACUCAAUGGACAGCUCUCUGUCCUCCUCGGACAGCGAGGAUGAGGGUCUCGAGCAAGAUGACAAGAAGAAGAAGAAGAAGAAAAAGGAGGAGAAGACGAAGAAGGAUGGGGAGAAAGAGUACGUCUGGGACAGUGUUAUCAUAUCUGAGUCUGGUCCCGAUGGCCAUCUGGAACAGUGUGAUGAAGGUCUGAAUAUGGAUGAAGAGCAGAAUGAGCUCAGUGUUACUGCUCUUUCAGCAGCUGAUGGUGAGGUUGCAGGAUCAAGUGCUGAUGGAGAUAAAAAGAAAGAUAAAGCUGCUGACAAGGCCAAGAAAGACCUUAAAGCAGCGGACGAAGGCAAACUGUGCUCUACAUUGGCAGAUGACAAGAAGAAGAAGAAGAAGAAAAAGAAGAAGAAGAAGAAGGACAACUCUUCUGAUGAUUGCUCUUCUUCUUCCUCAUCCUCCUCUUCCUCUGAUAGUGAUGAUGAUAAGAAGAAGAAGAAAAAGAAAGAUAAGAAGAAGAAGAAGAAGAAGGAUUCUUCUUCUGACUCCUCCAGCGAUUCUUCUAGUGAUAACGAUAAGAAGAAGAAAAAGAAGAAGAAGGAUAAGAAGAAGAAGAAAAAGAAAGACAAGAACAAGGACUCAGAUUCUUCUAGCAGUGAUGAGGACAAGAAGAAGAAAAAGAAGAAGGACAAAAAGAAGGACUCAAGCUCCAGUUCAUCUGAUAGUGCCAGUGGCAGUGACAAGGAAAAUAAAAAGGACGACAAGAAGAAGAAGAAGGAGAAGAAGGAGAAGAAAAAGAGUCCCGGCUCAUCAGGAAGUGAAACUGACAAGAAGAAGAAGAAGAUUGAAUGCCCUAAUGGUGAGCAAAGCAGCGAGCCAAAAACAGAAGUUCCAGGCUCAGGUGGCAGUGCUUUUUCAGCUCCCAGUGGCAGCUUAUCGAAACCCGGCGGUGCUCCUGGCGUUGCUACUGUCGUCUCCUAUGUGUCACUCCCCUCCAAACCUGUAGUGAAACUGGGGGAACCUCUGAGUCCUUCAGCUGUCUCCAAGCCCUCUGUACCUGGCUCCACACUGAGUAUGGGAGAUAGGUCCCUGAGUAUGGGAGAUAGGUCCCUGAGUAUGGGAGAUAGGUCCCUGGGUAUGGGAGAUAGGGCCGUGAGUAUGGGAGAUAGGACCGUGAGUAUGGGAGAUAGGACCGUGAGUAUGGGAGAUAGGGCCGUGAGUAUGGGAGAUAGGGCCUCCAUUCGCAGACCUCCCAGCCCCAUGGAGUCCUUGAUGGGGAGCCCAAGGAAGCCUGGAGACGGAACGACCCGUACCUCCUCCUACCUCACCUCUGGUGACCUAUUGAAAGGCCCAAAGCCUUACCAAUAAUGAGAUGUCAUAGACCAAAAUAGAUGUUACUGAUUUUGUUUAAAAAGCACUGCAUAUAUGACACUCAGGAUGUUGAAUGUGAUGAUGGGAUAUGCUCUAAUGAUGCUCUCCGUGCUCUGAUUUCAUGCAAGAAAAAGUUGAGAAAAACUAUUUUAUUUUUUAUUCGUAAGAAAUAGCAAUGUUGUGGAAAUGUCAACUCACAAUCUCAUUAAAAAUAAAAAAACCAUGCUUUGCGGAAUAAAACAAUAUUAUUUUA
Molecule: messenger RNA, 1804 nt
Organism: Sebastes umbrosus (honeycomb rockfish)
Lineage: Eukaryota; Metazoa; Chordata; Actinopteri; Perciformes; Sebastidae
Product: cylicin-2-like
Exons: 18
Coding region: 1-1548 (515 amino acids)
Source: RefSeq, a predicted model, not a curated record